UUCAACGAUUCGGUCACACCCUAACGAACUAGCAUUCAACUUUAGUAGACAUCUGUUUAAAAAUUAACUAGAAAAAUGAGCAACGAAGCGGCGAAAGCGCAAAUCUCCCAGGAGAAAAUUGUGGCCCGGUUCCAACAGCUGCGGAACGAACAAAGAAAUUUGGCCAACAGCCUAAAUACGUUGGAAAUGGAUCUGCGUGAACACAAAACUGUGAUAGAAACCCUUAAUUCGGCGGAUCCGGAACGUAAGUGUUUCCGUCUCAUUGGCGGAGUGCUGUGCGAACGCACCGUCAAAGAUGUACUGCCCCAGUUGGUGGAGAACAAGGAUUUCAUGGCGAAAACAAUUACAAUGGUCACCGAAGAACUGAGCAAAAAAGGCUCCGAAAUCAAUAAAUUUAAGGAAGAGCACAACAUUAAGAUACGUGGCGAACAAAUUGGAACCGACGGCUCCAAGGCAUCCGAGGCGGAAAGCGCCACCAAAGCGGAAAACCGUAAUGUGCUUGUGUCCAACUAACAUCUCUAAGAACAUAAAGAAGAGCAUAAGCCAAAAUGAAGAGAAGAACGAGGCGUAUUUAUUGUGGUUCACGAAUGCAUUGAUUGAUUCUAAUGUUAUAUGUAAUUUUAGCUAUUAAGGCGCAGUUCGACACCAACAUCAUCAACACCUACUCACACACACUAAUUAAUGCCUUGAUUCCAACUAAAAUGCAAAGAGACGAGACACCAAAUUCAUACAGCGAGAGAUAUAGUCACGGGUUCCGCAUUUGCUUUAUUGUUCUUCGAUAUAGUCACGCGAUUUGCAUAUUCUGAAUUUUUCCUCGAGUAGUGCUUUAUAUAUGCGCGAGUCAUUUUGAAAUGAUUGAAUUGUGCACUUGUCAGUAAAACUUAAAUUUAGUUUUCUGCGCAAUUUAUUCUUGUAUACAAUUUAUCUGUAUAUGUCAAAACAAAAGAGAUGAGAUACUAAAUGCAUUUGUAAUGUACAUAAAGCAAUAUAAAUUAUCAAUAUCUACUCCGAGUAGCAUAAUAUUUGAAGAAACUAUAUUAGCUUUUCAAUAAUAUGUACGAUUCUGCAUAGAGUAAAAUGUUGAAUGUAAUUUUAGUUCAUGUA
Drosophila sulfurigaster albostrigata is the source of this 1104-nucleotide messenger RNA. It is a transcript of the gene Pfdn2, whose product is annotated as probable prefoldin subunit 2. Lineage: Eukaryota; Metazoa; Arthropoda; Insecta; Diptera; Drosophilidae. The record is from RefSeq and is a predicted model, not a curated record. Gene Ontology annotation, molecular function: protein folding chaperone. The coding region runs from base 76 to 513 and encodes 145 amino acids. The transcript is spliced from 2 exons. Gene Ontology annotation, biological process: protein folding. Gene Ontology annotation, cellular component: prefoldin complex; cytoplasm.